AUGCGUCGCGCUGAUGCGCUGCUCGUUCCGCUGGGCGUGCCUCGAGCGCCGCCGCCCGUACCAGUGCCAGCGCCAGCCACAAGAAGCUUGGAUGAGGAGGAUGCGUGGUCGGACAGCGAAGACGACGACCCGGUAUGGUCCUCAACGUGGUUCCACGUCCCGCCACCGGGUCUGGACGAUGACGAGCCUACUCGAGGCCAUGCGUGCUUCGCUACGGGGCAUGCUGAUGGCACGGUGUCUAUUUACGCAAGGCACGCUGUGCGGGUCACGGACGUGCCGCCCGCGCCUGCGGAGCGGCCCCAAGGAGGCAUGACCCGCCGAGCGCACCGACGGCACCUCGAAAGGCUCGUGGCUCAUCUAUCGCCGCAUGCAUCCGAUGACGCGCCGCAAGCAGCCACGGUAGGCAUGUCGCAGGCCACGUCUGCGCCGGCUGAGCUGGAUGAAAACACGGCGCAUCAGGCGGAAGACUCGCUCGAGUCGCAGGCCUCCGGUGCGGUGCGUCACACGCCUCCUGCACCGACGUCCCGAUGGCCGCCACCGCCGCCGCGUUCUUCGCCGUCGCCACCGCCCACAUUCCUGCAGGAGACGAGCGCGCCGAUGGUGCCUACGACGCGAUGGACGCUGGAUGACGGCGUGUGGACGCGUCUCUUGCGCCUGCACCCCCAAGACGCAUCGCGCGUUUUGUCGAUGCACGCUCAAGACUCCUUUCUCAUCGUGUAUCAGGCGUCAGAGCGCCUGUCUGUCUGGGACGUGCGCACCAUGUCGCUCGUGGGCGAGAGUACGUGUCGCCGGCCUGCUGCCAUCCAUGCCUCGAGGGAUUUUGUGGUGCUGCACGGGCAGAGACUCGCCACCCUGCUGCGUAUCGACCGCGCCGCCCAGCGCCUCGUGCCAUGGGCCAGUGUGCCCCUGCCCAGCGCGAGUGCGCUGGCCUGGGACAUGUCAGCGCUGGCGUUUGUGUACACACGCGAGCACGAGGUGCGCAGCGUGUCCCUGAGCGGCACGGAGCGCGUGCUGGGCACCUUUGAGGGGCAGGUGGUCGAUUUGCUGCUCCGCGACACAUGGUACCUCGCCACGUCGGACCACGUUGUGUGCGCCGAUAUCACACAAGCGAUGCCCUCACCGGUCGAGAGACUCGUCGACCUAGGCUCGGCGACGGGCGUCGUGUGUGACAAGCACAUGGUGCACCUACGCUCGACCCUCCAUGUCGAGGAUCGGCCUACCGUGCCGCAUGUCGUCGUGCCGAUACCCGGUGCCCUCGCGGCGCCUCUGCUCCCGGCCUCGUGCGCCCCCGGGCCGCUGCCGUGGACAUGCGUGUGGCCGCAAAGCCUGCACCGCCUCAUCGUGGCGCUGUCCCACGGACGGGGUGUCGCGGACAUGUCGCUCGACGACAUGCUCAUGUCGACGUCGCCGGCGCCUGCGCCGGCGUCCGCAUCGCGCUGGGACAGUGAUGUGUCGCUCCUCCAAAUCGUCACGAAUCCACGCACAGGCACGCGGCACUUGCUCGGUGGAACACCCUGUGGCGACGUGGGCGUGUGGAAUGCAUCGACGCUGCGUCUCGAGGCUGCAUGGUCGUGCUUCACUGCGCCUGUACAGACGUUUGUGCCGCUCACAGGUCUCGCUCCGGCGUCGCGGUUCUUUGGGUGCGUCAUGUGCGUCGCGAGUGACGGCACCGCGGCGCUCUUGGCCCUCGAUGACGUGCGCCUCGUCCACCUCUUUCCCUCGGCCGGCGCGCUCACUCACGUCGCCGUGCGCGAUCAUGCCAUGGCGCUGGUCUAUGCGGACGCCGUGCACUCUUGGGACAUGACGACAGGGCAUCUCCAGCGCACGGCCGUCGUGCCUGAGCACACCUGGCCGCUCUCCGAACGCACCGUGCCUUCCGGCAUGCUGGUGCCGAGCGGGUGUGCGGACGCCUCUGCCGUCCUCCUGGCCAACGUUCAUCGCGCCAUGGAUGUCGCGUGUCGACACCUGCAUGUGUCGCUCGACGCCUGCGAACGCGCCGUGCUCGCAUCGGUGCCGCUGCCACCGCCUACCGUGCGCGACGCCGACGUGCUGACGCCCAUCAUCACUGUGCUUGCGCCGCUGGAGCUGGACCCCGUGUUCCGUCUCGGGGCGGCCACGACGACGACGCCAUUGGUGGGCUACGUCUCGGGCCACACUGUAUGCCUGCCGUGCGAUGCGGCCGCUCACGUCCGCUUCACGACGAGCCCCGAGGCCACAGCCGAGCAUCUCGUGCUGACGACGGCCCUCGGCCUCUUGUACGCGGCAGCCGUCGACGCACAAGCGGCACAGCAGCUUUUGCAUGCGCUGCUGACGCCCGCCUUCAUGAGCCGCAUCGUGCGCCCGGCCUCGUUCGUGUUUCCGUCGCUGCCGCGCAUCGCUCACCUCGUGCUGGACGACAACGAGGCGAUUCGUGCCGCCGCGCGCCUCGUCUUUGUCACGUACGCACGCGCCGCGCCGCCUCAUGUGCUGGCGCACCUCGAGCACGUAUGGGCCCCGCACCUGCCCACCGUGCCGCUCACGGAUGUCGCCCGCGUCGAAGAAGAGGCCGUCCUGGUGCUGGGCCUCGUGUGCUCAGAGCGCUAUGCCUACUUUCCGCCCGCGCUGCUCCGCCACGUCGCGCGGCUCGUGCUCGCGUUCCUUGCGCAUGCCACGCCAGGAACGCGACAGGCGCACAUUGCGCUCGAGCUGUGUGCCGGGUGCCAUGUGUGGCAGCAUUACAUUGACACGGUCGAUCUCGUGCGGCGAAUAUUCUGCCUAGCGACGCAGGACGAGGGCCAUGGCCUGCGUGGCCUUGCGCGCCGCGCGACGCUCGCACUCGCGGAAAAGCACAGUACGCUAUUCAUGAGCACGCUGGCUAUGGACAUUUUGCACGCGCCGUCCGUCGAGCAGAGCCAAGUGACGCAGCGGCUCGUGGCGUUCAUGAUCCACCAAAAGCCGCUGGUCUUGUACCCCAGCCUGCCGCGCCUUGCAGAGGCAGUCGUGCGCUCGCUCGACCCGACGCACGUCGGCGUCCGCUCGUCCCUGGCCAAGUCGGCGACGCUCAUGAUCAAUGAGCUCGUGCGGACGUACCCGAUGAUUGCCUUCCACGGCGCAUCCCAGCGCCUCGCCGUCGGCACACCCGAUGGCUUUGUCGUCAUGUACGACCUCAAGUCCGGCACACGCAUGUACGUGCUUGACGGGCAUAAGCGCGCCGUGACAGCGUGCACCUUCUCUCCCGACGGACGCCGCUUCCUGUCCAUGAGCCUGGAUGAACAGGUCGUCCUGCUCUGGCGGCUGCACGGCGGCUUCAUGGACAUGUUCCGCCCCACGUCAGCUACGACACAUACCUACCGCACGAUCGAGCUGCACCUCGGCGCGGCCGCACAGCUCUCGCCCAUCGAUACCCUCCGCCAUGUCUCGUUCGAGUGGCAUGACGAACACAGCGUGCGGCUUGGCAUUGGACACGCGCACGUGAAUGUGGGCGUCGUUUAG
Molecule: messenger RNA, 3471 nt
Organism: Malassezia restricta
Lineage: Eukaryota; Fungi; Basidiomycota; Malasseziomycetes; Malasseziales; Malasseziaceae
Product: WD domain, G-beta repeat protein
Exons: 1
Coding region: 1-3471 (1156 amino acids)
Cellular component (GO): cytoplasm
Molecular function (GO): protein binding
Source: RefSeq, a predicted model, not a curated record